Molecule: messenger RNA, 1581 nt
Organism: Pelobates fuscus (common spadefoot toad)
Lineage: Eukaryota; Metazoa; Chordata; Amphibia; Anura; Pelobatidae
Product: NXPE family member 2-like
Source: RefSeq, a predicted model, not a curated record
UCAGAGACUUUUAUGAAUCCAAUACAAAAUAUAUUUCUGAGGAGAAGGACAUGGAAAUAAACCAGAUUUUUAAUACCAUAAGUAACAGUAUUUCGAGUGUCCCUUUCAGACAUUUAAAUCUAACAACAAGUGCAAAAAUGGGCAGAGCAAAGAUAUUAUCUGACAGACAACAGUAUUGCAAUGGAGAUUCUUUAACUGUCCGUGUUGAUAUGUUCAAUUAUUUGGGUCAAAGGAAGACAUAUGGAGGAGAUUUCUUAACAGCAUGGAUCUAUUCCACCGAUCUUGGAGCUGCAGCUUCCGGAAGGGUUGAAGAUUUCAAUAAUGGAUCCUAUAACAUCCAUUUCAUUCUAUCUUGGGAAGGGAAUGUGAAAAUAUUUAUUUUGUAUCAUCCAAGUGAGGGUGUGUCUGCUUUAUGGAGAGCUCGGAAUUCGGGAUAUAAAAAUAUUAUUUUCACUGGAAAUUUUCUCUAUAAAACUCAGGAGAUUGAGAAAGUUUGUGGAUUUUAUUUAGAAUCACAACAGGAAAAAUGUGUUUAUGCAGAUAAAAGAGAUGGUGAAUUUUUCUACUGCAUCAAACCUCCAAAUGUACCAUGUGAAGCACUAAUUUCAAUGAGGUCCAACAUCCAUCAUCAUUCAUAUCUUACCAAAUCAGAAAAGACUAUUUUUACCAGGUCAAAUAUUGGGGUAAAAAUUCCCAAAGACCCUGGAAGCAUUGCUGUAACAAAUUGUCAAAGAAACUUUACAGAUGUGAAACCAACAUGUAGAAUUGGGAUGUCUAUGCCAUAUCCAAGUGGAUAUUUUUUAAAUAAUUUAUGGCACUCAAACUUCUGCAACCUUUCUUCUUUUGAACCAUUGUCUCAAAUCAAUGAGUGUUUGACUGGGAAAUUGAUAUACCUUAUGGGAGAUUCAACACUUCGUCAGUGGAUUGAAUACUUCCAAAAACAUAUGAAGAGCCUCAAGUUUUUUAAUCUUCCUGGACAUGGUAUACAUACAAAAUAUUUAGCUCUGGACAUGGAUAGGAAUAUAUAUAUUCAAUGGAAGAAGCAUGGUCAUCCAUUUGUCAGCCCAGGUAUCUACUCUGUCAAAGACUGUGCUUACAUCCCCCGUGAAAUUGAUGGACUUCCUGGGAGUCCAAACACCAUAAUUGUUAUUACACUUGGACAACAUUUCAGAGGUUUCCCUCUACAUUUGUUCAUCAGAAGACUACUAAGUGUGCGAAAGGCCAUUGAACGUAUUUUUCAACGAAGUCCUGAAACCAAGAUCUUCAUCAAGUUAGAGAAUUCAAGGGAAAUAAACACAGAUGUAGAACGAAUUAGUGAUUUUCAUGGCUAUAUCCAAUAUCUCAUAUUUAAAGACUUAUUUAAAAGACUUAAUGUUGGAAUAAUUGAUGCUUGGGAAAUGACACAAGCCUUUGCUUCUUACAAUCUUCAUCCUCCUGAGACUGUCAUUAGGAACCAAAUCAACAUGUUCUUGUCAUAUAUAUGUUAACUUAAUAUGGUUAUUCAAGGAAGCAUAGGCUUCAUGUACAAUACCCAGGGCAUCAAACCCUCUUCUGACCUGCAGUCAUAUACCUGCAGUAUAA